Molecule: messenger RNA, 1439 nt
Organism: Notothenia coriiceps (black rockcod)
Lineage: Eukaryota; Metazoa; Chordata; Actinopteri; Perciformes; Nototheniidae
Gene: dcdc2c
Product: doublecortin domain containing 2C
Exons: 12
Coding region: 143-1273 (376 amino acids)
Biological process (GO): intracellular signal transduction
Cellular component (GO): microtubule organizing center; microtubule
Source: RefSeq, a predicted model, not a curated record
AUGCUACACCUGUCAUGUAGAAGAAUUGGUUUCAGAUGCUAUCUCCAGUUAUUCAGGAGCCUCAACACGCCUGCCAGUGACACAUUUACUUCUGACACCCAGCGUCGUUAUUGUUUGUUUGUUUGUUUAAACAACUUCAACUAUGCCGGAUACAGCAGUUAGAUGUGAUUUGCCACCGACCAAAACAAUAAUUGUCUACAAAAACGGAGACGCUUUCUUUCCCGGAAGAAAAUUAGUUGUAAAUCCGCGGCAGUUGUCAACUUUUGACAGUUUUCUGACAUUUUUGACCAGAGGGCUUGAGGCUUCUUUCGCCGUCAGAAAUAUUUACACUCCCAUAGAGGGCCACAAGGUUCAGCAUUUGGACAACUUGAUGCAUGGCAGUGUGUAUGUUGCAGCCGGGCAAGAGCAUUUCAAAAAGCUGGACUAUUCUGCAAUUACAACCAAGAAGCCACAGCAUAAGAAAGAAGAACAGAUCCGACCUGUUUUUCACAGCAGAUUGGUAGUUUCUGCUCGCUGUAAGAAAGCUACUGAUGAGUCUUGCACCAUAAAUGUCUUCACCAACGGAGAGGUCUUGGUUGCUUCAGUUCGAAUACGGAUCCCAAAGUUUACUCUUAGAAGCUGGGAACAUGCUUUAGCCAUGGUGACAGAGAAAGUGGGACUUCGCACUGGUGCUGUUCAAAGGCUUUGCACAUUAGAUGGGCGUCCUGUCCGCGGUCCCACUGAACUGGAGAACAACCAGUACUAUGUCGCAGUUGGUGCAGAAAAAUUCAAAGCUCUCCAAUAUUAUCACUGCAACCCCUGCAGGGAUGUAAUGAGGGAAAACAACAGAAUUGAAGGCCAAGUCACCCUGCCUGCAGUUGGAAAGACAAGACCUCCAAAGGUUGCGUUUGCUCACACAGGCUUUAGAGAGGACCUUGAGCACACAGCCAGGGGCCAGAUGAAGAAACAAGCCAAACCGGAGAGAACCAAACAACAGAGGCAGGUGUCCAGAAACCCAGUUCUCUCCUCCACAGGGGAGGGCAGUGUGUUCAAUGCACAAAACAAAAGAAGGGAGAUGGCAGGAGCAGCCGAGGUGCAGGAAGACGACCAGUUAAAGGUGGACCUGCCUAUUGAUCAGAGCAGAGUUUAUUCGAGGCGAGGAGGCACAGGGCGCACUACUGAAGACACAGGAUCAGAGACACCUGAGGAGGCUAGAGAGUGGGAGGUGUGUUCCAGGCUGCGCAGAAUACGGUCACGGGUGUCCCGGUUUUUCAAGGGAAAAAUGACAAGUUAACAUUCGUUGCUUUGAUCUGCACGACAUUCAUUCAAAAGAAUACAGUGUCAGACUGCUAAGGACCAGACGUCCUCGUUCUCUUCUGUCUCCAGAAGCCAGCUGCUCAUGUAUAAGAUGAAACAGUGUUAUAAACCAAAUAAAAAUGUCUUGCCUCUUGACAGCCCCA